GCCCUGAGCGGCGUUGCUGGUGCGACCGAAGGGGAGGGAAGAUGGCGGCCGGCGGCAAGGCCUCCUCCGCCUCCUCCUCCUCUUCCUCCUCCUCCUCUUCGUCCGCCUCGUCCUCGGCCGCGGCCCCGUCGUCGUCCGGCACGGCGGCCUUCACGGCGUCCUCGCCGCCGCCGCCCUCCUCCUCGUCGUCGUCGUCGUGGUCGGGGCUGGAGGCGUCGCUGGACAGGAAGCUGCAGGCGCUGAGCAACACCAUGGAGUCCAUCCAGGGCCUCUCCUCCUGGUGCCUGGAGAACAAGCGCCACCACGCCGCCAUCGCCCGCCGAUGGAUCCACUGGAUGCGCCGCUCCGCCUUCGCUCACCGACUGAACCUCUUCUACUUGGCCAACGACGUCAUACAAAACUGCAAGAGAAAAAACGCCAUCGUCUUUCGCGACACGUUUGCCGAAGUGCUGCCUGAAGCCGCCGCUUUGGUGAAAGAUCCAUCCGUCUCCAAGUCUAUCGAGAGGAUUUUUAAAAUAUGGGAAGACAGAAAUGUGUAUCCAGAAGAAACCAUUGUCGUUCUAAAAGAAGCUUUAAGUUCCACUUUCAAAUCCCAGAAGCAGCAGAAAGAAACUCAGAGCAAACAGCCAACUAAGUCUUGGAAGAAAUCUCAAACCUCUACCAAUCCGAAGGCAGCAUUAAAAUCCAAGAUCGUGGCAGAGUUUCGGCCGCAGUCGCUGGUGGAUGAGCUCCUCUCCCACAAGCUCUCGGAAGACCAGAUCGAGCUGAAGGAGAAGCAGCUGUCCACCAUGAGGGUGGACGUUUGCAGCACCGAGACCCUGAAAUGCUUAAAAGACAAAACCGGAGGGAAGAAAUUCUCCAAGGAGUUCGAGGAGGCCAGUGCCAAGCUGGAGGAGUUUGUCAAUAGCCUGGACAAGCAGCUGAAGGACGGCCCUUCGCUGACGGAAGUGCUGGAGAACGCCGGCAUCUUCUACGAAGCCCAGUACAAGGAGGUCAAGGUGGUGGCCAAUGCUUACAAGACCUUUGCCAACCGAGUGAACAACCUCAAGAAGAAACUGGACCAGCUCAAGGCCACCCUUCCUGACCCAGAGGAGUCGCCCGUUCCCUCGCCCAGCAUGGACGCCCCCUCCCCCACAGGCUCCGAGUCCCCCUUCCCGGGGAUGGGGGAAGAAGACGCCGCCCCCCCCUCGCCCAAGGCCGCAGGGGCCAAAUCUCCCUUGCCAGAGCUCGCCACAGACAAUCGGGACGUGGAGGACAUGGAGCUCUCCGACGUGGAAGAGGAGCCCCCCAAAAUUAUCGUGGAAGAGAGAAAAGAAAAGCCAGCAGCUUCUACCCCGGCCCCCGCCAAGAUGCCCGAGAGCAACCCCAAGGCUUCACCACUGACGCCGGCCACCCCAUCAGCCUCUGGAACACCCCCAGUGGCUGCACCCGUGAUGGCGCCCACUCCCAUCACUCCUCCGGCCCCCAAGCCGGCGAGCCAAACCCCUCUUCCUCCGUCACCUGCUCUUGCUUUGCCAAACCUGGCCAACGUGGACCUGGCCAAGAUCAGCUCCAUCCUCAGCAGCCUGACUUCCGUCAUGAAGAACACAGGGGUCAGUCCUGCCUCGAGGCCUUCCCCCAGCACCCCAACGAGCCCCUCCUCUCUCAUGGGCGGCUUGAAGACUCCAGUGACAGGACCUCUGGGGACGUCACCCAACCCCUUGGCCAGCAUCCUCUCCAAAGUGGAGAUCACCCCAGAGAGCAUCCUGUCCGCACUCUCCAAGAGCCAGGCCCAGGCCGCUCCGGGCUUGCAAGGUUUGUCCUCAUUUCUUCAGAGCGUUGCUGGGAAUUCGGGCCAGCCCAACGAGACGGGCCCCCAGAGCUCAUCUCCGGCCCCAACAAACACCCCGACGGCUUCUGGGAAGGGAAAGAACGUCUUGUCCACCACGCAGCCCUUCAUGCCGCAAAGCCUCAGCUAUUCUCCGAAUUCCUCCUCUUCAGCCGAGGUUUCCUCCACCUCGGUCAACAAGAUGCCCGCUGCACACAGCCCCGGGCUCUCUGGGUCCGGCUUCAAGCCCCCCAUCAAUUCCCUGGGCUUUGCCAGCUCCCAGGCUCCCAGCCCAUCCCUCCGGCCGGUUGAGACCCCAACCCCUCAGUCCUCAGAGAUCUCGGAGACCAAGAUGGAGCCAGAGCCCACGUCACCCAGUCUUGAGAUGAAGAUCCAUAACUUCCUGAAGGGGAAUCCGGGCUUCAGCGGCCUGAAUCUGAACAUCCCCAUCCUGAGCAGCCUCGGCUCGUCCAACCUGCCGCCGGAGAGCCAUUCCUCCUCCUCUCCAGAUUUCAACCGGGGGCCCACCAGCACUUCGAUGGACAGCAUAGACGGCACUCCGGUGCGUGACGAACGGAGCGGGACGCCCACGCAGGAUGAGAUGAUGGACAAGCCGUCCUCCAGCAACGUGGACACCAUGUCCCUGCUCUCGAAGAUCAUCAGCCCCGGCUCUUCCACCCCAAGCAGCACCAGAUCGCCCCUCCAGAGCCGGGACGACAGCUACCCACAGGAGUUGCCCAAUUCCGCCUACAGGCCUUUCGGUCUGAGCCGGGAUUCCCCUGCCGGGAUGUACAAGCCGCCCCCGGACAGGAUUGAGCUGCCAUCCUCGCUGAUGGACUCCCCCCAGGAGAAGUUCUACCCCGACACCUCCUUCCAGGAGGACGAAGAUUACCGCGACUUUGAUUACCCCGGUCCACCACCCUCCGCCCUGAUGAACCUGGAGAAGCAGCCGGCCAAAUCCAUCCUGAAAUCGGAUCAGAGCUCCGGAAGGAAAGUGGGAUUGAAGCAAGGGCCCCACUCUGUAACCGUUCAAGUAUACAGUCCACAAGAAGGUGAACCCCCCCCCCAUUCCAUCACACCCCUGUUCUCAUCCUGCCUCCGUUUCCCUCUUGUUGGUUCUGAUGCUGCUUCUCUCUUCUGCCCCCUCGUCUUCGCUGGGUCCAUCACAGUCUCUCUCUCUCUUGCUCUCUCUCUCGCUCUCUCUCGCUCUCUCUCGCUCUCCGGCUAAUCUUUCUUUUCUUUUUGCAGUCUUGUAGGUUUUUGAGAGUUCUCAGGCCCGUCUCCAGUCGCUGAGGACCAGAAUUCUCUGAUGGACUCAAUUGCUUUUGCCUGGUCUGGAGACAGGAGACCGGAAGAUGGGCAGUAGCCAGGCCCUCCUCUGCCUUUUCUUGGGGUGAGGGGGCUUGUCGCUCGCUUGUGGGAGCAGAACGGGGGAGAGAGGGCAGGGCAGGGCAGGUCCUAUGGGGCAAAGCCACCUUCUCCCCCUUGCCCAAACUAGGUUUUGCUUGGUUGGAGGCCUCUGUUCCUCUUCCUUCCCCAAAGAAACCUUAGGAGUGGGCUGGCUUCAGUCAGGAGGUCGAAGCUGCUGAUUGGGAAUGAAACUCGAUCCCCAAGGAAUCCCUCUCCCUCUUUACACCCCCCUGGGACCAAGAAGCAUCUCCUCUGGAACUGUCGGGUGCAGGUAGCGAGUCUUCUUCGGAAGGAAGGGUGCGUGGGUGGAAGCCACCGUUCCCCUCAGAGGCCUGCGGAUAAGGGGGCCCACCGAAGGAAGUUCUCCUUUGUGUUUUAAAAGAGCUUUUCUUCUCCCCCUUGGAUUUUCUCCUUCCUUCCUUUCUUCCUUUCUUUAUGGAAAAAAAUCCCCAAACCUCCAACUCUCUUAAUAGUGUAGUUUUCCCCCUGCCCUUUAAUCAACAGGAAUCCGGUAUUUAGAAAAUGAUAGUUCAGUUGUGCCAUUGCACGUGUAUUUCAGCACUGGUGUUUACAAUAAGAUGUACAGUUUUGAUACACUGAGUGAAUUUCAGAAUUCCUGAAUUUAUUUAGACACAACCCCCCCCCCCCACCACCACCACCCUUUUCUUUUUCCUGUUGUAAACCUGGGCAAUUCUUACAUUGACUUUUUUUUAAAAAAAAGCAAUUUUCUCUUUGUUUCUCCUUGUAUGAAGUCAGCUUCCCGUAGCCCAUAUUUUGCAGUUGGUUUUUUUCUAAGUCAAGCACAUCUGGAAGAAUUGAACCCAUUAAGAGUCCGGUUUCCCAUAGCGGUAGGGGACUGUUAUUUAUAUGUAAAUUGUUUUGAGGUUCGUAGUAGGAAACAGCUUGAUUUUUCAGUUCUGUCCUAAGCUAAUUCUACCUGUCUGUUGAACGAGUGCUUAAUAUCCACCCCUUCCCCACAUACAUGGUCUGGAGGUCCUGGGAAGGGGGGGGGCUCUGAUAACUGGCUUUAGUUUAUGUUUUUUUCCCCUUAGUUUGGGCCUGAUGCUUUCCUGGAAAAAAAAACCCCGUUUUUCUCACUGAGCUCCAAAAAUUCAGCAACGUGGCUGAUCUGUACAGCUCUGCUCUACUGCAUGACUGCGGCACUCCUGAUACAGGCUUCAGCUUUAGUUGUGGGGGCUUUUGGGGAGCUGGGAGAGAAGCCCACAUAUGCUCUAUGUAAACUCAUUGAGGCUAAGAGUUUCCCUGCCCUAAAUAGGUUGGCAUCUCAGCUUUCGGAUGCAAAUGGCUUGAUGCCAGAUGAGCAAAAGCACUUGCUGUCCUCGGGGUGCCCCUUAUUUCGGACCCCCUUUCUCCUGGCAGUUUUGUGGAUCUUUGGGGCAUGGUGGGCUCUUGUGACUUGGACUGGGUUAGUCCAAAGGGCUCCUGGUUCUUAAAAUUGCCACCCAAAAAUAGAGAAGCUUUUGGGCAAUUGGCAGGGAUAGAAUGGAAAAAGUUGAUAGCUGGUGAAAAAGACAAAAUACUUUAAUGGUAAAACUGUGUCGUCUUCUCCCCCUCCCCCCCUCCUUUGUCACUUUCUUUUGUCCCUGGGUUUCGUGCUUUCACUUUUAAAUCGUUCACAGUUAACGGACGGGCAGCAAACGCCUGUAGUGUAGCAAGACAAACCAAGUUUCUUUGGAAGGAGGGGGCGCUUCCUGGUCUGGCUCGUUUUGCCUUUGCUUCGCUUUUCUUUUUGUAUUUCACUUGAGGGGGGCCGGAGGGGGGAGCUGGAGGACAACAAAAAUGAAAAUUUGCAGCAUUUCCCUGUUUUCACAGAGAACCGCCAGCGUCUCUGGGAAGGAGCCGAGAGGCAGGGGAUUGGGCCCAUCAGAGACGGGAGCUUUCAAGGGCGGUUUUAUGGAGCCCCCUUCCACCCAAGUAGGUCUCUUUGGAGAUCACUUUGGGGGGAGGCUUGGAUAUCAGCAGAGCAGAGAGGGAUGCCUGCAGGGCAAUCUUUAAAGCGCGGGGGGGGUGGGGGUUCAGAGAACAAGCAAGCCCAGCCUUUGCUGCCCUUUGGAAAACACUGUAAAUAACCAUUGCUGUGCUUUUUAUUUUUGUGCCUGUUUAAAGCGCUGGGUAUUGUGUUGGCUUGACUUACUUUCCAGUGUUUUCUUGUGUGUGUGUGGGGGGGGGUGGUGGUAGAAAACAGGGAGGGAGACUCCAGAAACUUUGUGGGAAACAGCAGUCUCUGCAUUGUACAUGAAUACAUUUAAUAAAAUGACUAGUUUGAAGGUUUUGAUAUUCUUCUUGUAAAUAAGGUCUCCAGUAGGUACGCAAGGCUACCCCUGUGGCCGGAGAGCAGAGCCUGCCUUCCCUCCCUCGCUUUGCAGAGUAGAAUUCAAGCCGGAAGUUCCCUCGCCCGCCGGAGAAGACCUGCAAAGGCAUGAAGUGGCAGUGAGGGGGGGGGAGCAGAGAGCCGGCACAGAAGGAAGACACGCGGGCAGCCCACCAGCACAAGAUCCACAGAUCCACGUUUCCCGGGGAGUUUAGACUGUUCUGAUUUGUGCAUAUUGUCUAUAGUUUGGGAAAGGGCUUAGAAAGGGUGUCGUUUACAAAGUGAAGCGAGGCACCUUGGAGGAAACUCGAUCGCCUUCCUUCCCUUAUUUUUGUACUGUAUACUAAUAAAGUGUUCUUGACCU
This is a messenger RNA of Pantherophis guttatus, 5913 nucleotides long. Lineage: Eukaryota; Metazoa; Chordata; Lepidosauria; Squamata; Colubridae. The record is from RefSeq and is a predicted model, not a curated record.